AUGGUUCUACCAACUAAGAAAAAGAGCAACCCUACUCAUGUAACAGUUAAUAAUAAAGAUUUAAGUUCUGAUUAUGAUAUUGCAAACGCAUUCAAUAAACAUUUUAUAACAAUAGGUUCUGAUAUAAAAAAGGGACUUUAUGCCAGUCCUAUUGAAAAAGAUAAACCAACUAUUAAUCCUCCAGCUAUUUUUUACUUGCCUGAAGUUGAUGAAGAAUUUGUAUAUACUGAAAUAUCAAAAAUGUCCAUCAACAAAGCUUUUGGUUUUGAUGAAAUCAGUCCCAACAUGUUAAAACUUGCAAAUCUAAUAAUUGUUCCCUCAUUGACAUAUAUCAUUAACCUAUCUCUGCAUUCUGGUAUAUUUCCUGAUGAUUGGAAAUAUGCUAAAGUUAUACCUCUUCACAAAAACGGCGACACUCAUAAUGUUAACAAUUGGGCAAUUCCACGGUAA
Molecule: messenger RNA, 450 nt
Organism: Anneissia japonica
Lineage: Eukaryota; Metazoa; Echinodermata; Crinoidea; Comatulida; Comatulidae
Exons: 1
Coding region: 1-450 (149 amino acids)
Source: RefSeq, a predicted model, not a curated record